Thlaspi arvense is the source of this 1010-nucleotide messenger RNA. NCBI's taxonomy places the organism in Eukaryota, Viridiplantae, Streptophyta, Magnoliopsida, Brassicales, Brassicaceae. The record is from the annotation of a GenBank genome assembly.
AUAUUAACAAUAUAAAAGUAACCUGAAAUUCUCUCUAAAGAUUUUGUGGAUAAAAAAUACGGAACUUUCAAGGUAUAUUUCUAACAUAUACUUACGAUUUCCGUUUACAAAAAAAAAUAUCUCACUUUUGAGCCUUUUUAUCUCACUCAGCAACGUUCAUUAAAUCCAUUUUUAUUGUUAUCUCCGGAACAAACAAAAAAAUGGGCAACUUCAUUAAGUCUCAUAAACUCUCUCCCCUUCCACUAGAAGACCCUUGGCCUUUCUCCUCUGUUUUCUAAACUAAUUUAUCUCCGAAAAAAAAAAAUUCUGAUCUUUCUUCAUCGUUUUCUAAGCUAUGGGUUCUGGAGAAAAAAACAUUAAGAGCUUCCAUUCAAAUCGUUCUAAGAACAAUAGCAAACAAGGGAUGAAAGAUGUCCCAAAAGCUCUUAAAGGAAGCAGAGGAAGAGUAUGGAUUCGAGCAGAAAGGUACCAUCACAAUCCCUUGCCACGUAGAGGUUUUCCAGUAUGUUCAAGACAUGAUCCAUAGAGAGAGGUCGGUUACUUAUCAGAGUAAUCAUCAUCAUAAUCAUAGUCACAGCCAUAAUCAUCUUGUUGGAUGUUUUAGAGCUUGAUGAAUGAUGAUGGUAUAUGAGCAUGAUCAUGAUUCAUGACGAUAUGCAAGCAAAGCAAUAGGAGUACAAAAGAUUGUCUUUGUUUUUAAGUUUUACCUUUCAGCUUUAAUUUCUUUUUAAGUUUCCUUUUGCUUUCAUGGGUUUGAUGUUGUGGAGUUGUGGAGCCAAACACGGCCUAACCCACAAGAUUAGGAGUAGAAGCGGUGUUUGGAAAUAAGAAUAUUAAAAAAAAAGUGUCAAGUUAAUUGUUCGAUUUAGAAAUUUCCAGUGCUAUAUGUUUAUGAUUUUAUCUGAUUGAUGAUGACGAUGGUGAAGAUGAUUAUAGCUAGCGAUGACGAACAAGUUUUGGCAAUUUGCGUUUGAUAUUUUGUUAGGAGACGUAUAAGUUUGAAAAGUGGA